CCAUACAGUACUUCCCAUGACCUACCUACCUUGCCCUGCCUCCCUCGGUACCUAGUACACUGUCAGAGCCAUGCGUCUUUCUCAUUCUCAUACAUACCUAGGUACUCACCACCAUCUACUCGCAUCAAAACUCAUCCCACAUAUAAAAAACCAUCCAAUCAAUAUCCAACCGGUACUAAGCAAGCAAGCGGAUAGAGCAAGCUUCCCCGCAUCCUCAAAAUCCUUCCCUUCAAUUAAAUUCAAAUUCAAAUUCAAACUCAAUUAAACUUCCUCGCAAACCAGUUCCACCCCAGAUUAUUAUUGAUUAUUGAUUGCGCAAGAACAGACGCACGCAGACCAUCGGUUCGGCCUGAAAAAUAAACAUACCCUGUUUGCGAGCUCAUCCGAGCCAUCGAAACGCUAAAUCAUAUUAACGCAAGGGAAGCGAGCGAGGCGACCGAGACGGGCAAGGUUACGAACUAGGUGGCAGAAGUCUGUACGUUUAGGCUCUGUCGCUCAAGUGAGGAACACCGCUUUUUCACGAAUAUACCUUACUUUUAAAGCCCUACAACUCUGUGAGCAAGCUUAACAAUCAGCUAAAAAUAAUAGCCUGAACGCACGGACUUAUGCCACCUACCUAGUUCGUUGGGUUGAGUGUUGAACUUGAACUUGAACUUGAACUUGACCUGGUUUGGGAUAUCGCUCCCGUGCUGUGGCUGAACCUUACUGCGGAGAGAUGGGGUGGGGUCACCAGGGCGUGCGUGCGUACCGCGCCUAGGUUCUUCAGUAUCAUACCUCGGUAUGUUUUGUUUGCGAGGAGGAGGGGGAGGGUGGAGGGUGGAGUUGAAAGGUUGCGGGAGCUGGGAGCUGGGAGUGCUGUUGUCGUCAUCAAUCAUUGCUGGGGGAUUUGCGUUCGCGUCGCAUCGCGGGUUACAUUUAGACUUGACUGAUGGACUGAUGGCUGGCCGGGGGGGAUGGGAUGGUGAGGGUUAGUUAGUUAGGUAGGUAUAAAGUGAGGGGUUUGCGCCGUUCCUUUUGAUGGGAAGAGAAGUUCGGAUGGGAGAAAAAAGAAAGUUGAUGUCAAGUGAGCUUAAGUUAAGUUGAAGCUUAUUGUCGCUACGCUACGAUGGGACGACUUUUGAGGUAUAUGAGCUUGGCAUUGAGUGCUGCUGCUGCUACGGUUGCUGCUCAAGAGAAAGAGGGUAGUAGUUGGACGGUUGGACAGGUUGUUGAUACGAGUAGUGGUUCGGUGACGGGACAUGCUGCAUCUGUCAAUAAGGAGGUUUCUGAGUAUUUGGGGAUUCCGUUUGCGAUUCCGCCGGUGGGGGAUCUGAGAUGGACGGGUCCGAAGGCGUAUGUUGGGACGGGUGCUAUUAAUGGGACUGAUUUUGGCUUCUCCUGUCCAGCCGGCUCCCAGGUCUCCCCCAACUCGGCCGCCAUCCAAGCUGCGAACGUCACCAGUGCCGGUCUCCAAAUCCUGGCAUCCCUAGGUCAAAUCGGCGACAGGUUCAGCGAAGACUGCCUCACCCUGAACAUCUGGACUAAACCUCAAACCGGCGAAUCUAAGAAAGCUGUUCUCGUCUGGAUCUACGGCGGCGGCUUCACAACUGGAAACAGCGACAACGACGCUUACAAUGGACAGUACAUAGCAGAAGCCGAAGACGUAGUUCUCGUCUCGUUUAACUACCGCUUGAACGUGUUCGGGUUCCCUGGUACUCCAAACGCGACUCAGAAUCUGGGAUUGCUGGAUCAGAGAUUAGCGCUUGAGUGGGUUCGAGAUAAUAUUGAGAAAUUUGGGGGUGAUGCUAGCAGGAUCACGAUUUUUGGACAGAGUGCUGGGAGUGCGUCUGUUGAUUACCACACGUUUGCUUGGGCGGAUGAUCCUAUUGCGCAUAGUUUCAUCCAACAGAGCGGUUCGGUACUAGGACCUCGAGGAGGUCUUGGGGGAAUCACGGCCGAUACAGCUGCUGCAUAUUGGUAUGCUGCUGCGAAAGUCUUGGAUUGUGGUGAUAGGUCUUCGGAUCAAGAUGAGUUGCUUUCGUGCAUGAAAAGCAAGUCAUACCAAGAUGUCAUCAAAGCUAUUGCUCAAGGCGCCAGUUCAGGCGCCAUCUCUUCCAGUUUCGGUCCAACAGUCGACGACAAGAUCGUCUUCUCAAACUACACGCAACUCGCUCUCGCCGGCAAAUUCUCCAAACAACCACUCCUCCUCGGAAGCGCAGACAACGAAGCCGGCCUAUUCAGAGUCCUAGACAGUUUCAAAAACCAGACGAACUCGGACGAGUACUACAGAACCUUCAACGACCUCGGAUUCACCUGUCCCGGCGCCCAGCGCGCAGCCUUCUCCAUCGCGCAGGGCGUCCCAACCUGGCGAUAUAGAUGGUUCGGCGCCUUCCCCAACACGGAACUCACCAGCGUGCCCUAUUCCGGGGCCUGGCACGCCAGCGAACUUGCAGUGCUGUUCAACAAUACGCCAUCAGGGGGAGUGGUUCCCAAUAACACGGAAGCGGAGAUCAAGAUCGGGGCGUAUAUGCGGGGGGCUUGGGCGGCGUUUGCGAAGGAUCCGGUUGGUGGGUUGGGGUCUUAUGAGGAGGGGUGGCCGAGGUAUGUUCCUGGAAGGGAGACGCUGGUUAGGUUGGGGUAUCAGAAUUUGACGGGGGCGAAUCUGGCGGUUGGGACGAUGUAUGAUGGGGGGUGUAAGACGAGUUUUGUGGGUGGUAAUGGUACGGGUGGGAGUUCUAGUGGGUCGGGGUCACCUACGACUUCUGGCUCUCCAGGUUCGAGUCCUACGACUGUUGUUACGAGUGAUGCGAGGACUCUGCAGGCGUUAAUGUCGAGCACGCUUGGGUUGAGUAUGAUGCUGGCUGUUGGUUCAAUGUUCUUGUGAGAUUGGGUGCGGAACUUGUACCUUGUAGGUAGAGGCAGUCUCUAUGGAGACGUAAUUCAGAAUUAUGGAACAAUAUGAGUUGGAACCUGCCAUCUG
Molecule: messenger RNA, 2959 nt
Organism: Cadophora gregata
Lineage: Eukaryota; Fungi; Ascomycota; Leotiomycetes; Helotiales; Ploettnerulaceae
Exons: 3
Coding region: 1106-2863 (585 amino acids)
Source: RefSeq, a predicted model, not a curated record